Molecule: messenger RNA, 1440 nt
Organism: Aspergillus tanneri
Lineage: Eukaryota; Fungi; Ascomycota; Eurotiomycetes; Eurotiales; Aspergillaceae
Product: IFRD domain-containing protein
Exons: 2
Coding region: 1-1440 (479 amino acids)
Source: RefSeq, a predicted model, not a curated record
AUGCCUGAUCUUCGUCGUCAAGUCUUCGAGAGCGGAAAAACCAUCUCUCGCAAGGCUGCCUCCCGCGAAGGUUCUCGUCGCACUUCACGCACCAACUCGGCUCAAAAUUCUCGUCAUUCUUCCCGAAAUGCAAGCAGACAUGCGUCUGAUGAAGAGGACGCGGGAAAUCUCAGCGAUGACACCGCAUUAAGUAUUGGCUCCUUAGAUGAUCUGACCGAUAAUCCGGAAAUUGACAACACCAAUUGGACAGAAGAGCUCGGUGACGUCGUCGAGGAUAUCCUGGAUCGUAAGCGAAGCAGUGUCUUGAGCCGGGAGGAAGCAUACGCUUCGCUUUGCCGCCUUUCUAAAGGCCAUUACAUUGAGGAGCAGAUCCGCAGCCGGGGGAGUGACCUUUUGGCUGCUUUCUGUCGGAGUAUAAAGUUCGAAAACAGCGUACGGGAGACUACCCUGGCGCUUCGCGCCCUCGAGCUCCUUGCCAUCACUACGUCUGACGACUCCAUCUACGAAAACGUCGAGUCGUUGCUCACCCGUACGAUUCGAGACUCUACGUCCAACGACGUCAAGGCAGCCGCGAUCCAUUGCUUAGGUGCCUGCACGAUUUUUGGAGGCGCCUCGGAAGAUGGAGCCCUCGACCAGAUGACGUUUCUUCUGGACAUCGCAGCCUCCGAUGGACAAUCCAUCGACGCUGCUGAUGAUGGAGGCAGUGUCGCUGCGGCUCUUCAAGAGUGGGGGGUUUUAGCAACCGAGAUUGAAGAUCUCGAAGGGGAAAGCGAAGAUGCGAUCCAAAUCUUCAUGGAUCAGCUGAAUAGCGGCCAAUCAACGGUCCAGAUUGCCGCGGGGGAGAAUAUUGCUCUCCUGUACGAGAAAAGCUACACCCCGCAGGAAGACGACGAGAACUCCGAUAACGGCAGCCAGGACUCGGACGAGGAAUCUUUCACAGUUAAUCCCAGUUCGCUGAGCGGCCCCAAACUGAUCAAGCGCUACAAUGCUUAUCACAACACGCACGAACUGGAGCGGCAGCUUCAUUCGUUGGCUACCGUGCACAACAAACACAUCAGCAAGCGGGAGAAGAAGAAUCUCCACAGUAACUUCUCCUCGAUCCUUACCACGGUGGAAAACCCUCGUCGCGGACCCAUGUACAACACGGCGAUCGAUCAAGACACCAAUCGUCACUACGGCAGCAAGUUCACCGUCAAGAUCGGCCGACAGGGCGUGAUGAACAUUGACCGCUGGUGGAAGUGGAUUCGACUGAACUCCCUGCGCCGCAUCUUGCAGGGGGGAUUCGCUGAACAUUACUACCAAGGCAACAGAGCGGUCCUGGACAAUCUUCCCAUCAUGGUCCGUCAGAGUACCCCAUCAGACCGUGGGAUGGCCCGAAAAGCGGCCAAAUUACGGAACAGUCGACGAUGGGCAGUCCAGCAGCAUUCGGACGGAGAAUAA